GUCUACGUAAUUAUUCAAUGACCAAUCGCAUUAUAGUAAAUUGGCUGAACUUAAAUAAUCUAUGCUAUUUCGAUCAAUAGCUAAUGGGCCUUGACAGCAUUAGAAAUUCAGUUUAUUUGCUAAACAUAAGCUAUUAACUAAGCAAAUAUUCUUAGCGUGGCAUCAUGAGCGGACGAGGAAAAGGUGGUAAGACGCGUGCCAGGGCAAAAAGUCGAUCAGCUCGUGCUGGACUGCAGUUCCCCGUUGGUCGUGUUCACAGACUUCUAAGAAAGGGCAACUAUGCUGAACGUGUUGGAGCUGGUGCUCCAGUCUACUUAGCAGCCGUUUUAGAAUAUUUAGCUGCUGAAGUGUUGGAAUUAGCUGGCAAUGCAGCAAGAGACAAUAAGAAGACACGUAUUAUACCUCGUCAUCUACAAUUAGCCAUCAGAAAUGAUGAAGAAUUAAACAAGUUAUUGGGUGGAGUUACAAUAGCACAAGGUGGAGUUUUACCAAAUAUACAAGCAGUACUUCUUCCGAAGAAGGCUGAAAAGCCAAAGACAUAGGAAGAUAUUUGUGAGUUUAUGCACACAUUAACUCGUUUCACAGUAAUUUAAUGUUGAAUGAACAAUAAAAAUAAAUAUGU
This is a messenger RNA of Schistosoma turkestanicum, 622 nucleotides long. NCBI's taxonomy places the organism in Eukaryota, Metazoa, Platyhelminthes, Trematoda, Strigeidida, Schistosomatidae. The record is from the annotation of a GenBank genome assembly.